Messenger RNA from Aureobasidium subglaciale EXF-2481, 1906 nucleotides. RefSeq lists its product as uncharacterized. Lineage: Eukaryota; Fungi; Ascomycota; Dothideomycetes; Dothideales; Saccotheciaceae. Gene Ontology annotation, biological process: hydrogen peroxide catabolic process; response to hydrogen peroxide. The record is from RefSeq and is a predicted model, not a curated record. The transcript has a single exon. Gene Ontology annotation, molecular function: catalase activity; heme binding. Bases 123 to 1835 code for a protein of 570 amino acids. Gene Ontology annotation, cellular component: peroxisome; mitochondrion; cytoplasm.
CCCAGUGUGACGGCUGCUAGCUCAAGCAAUCGAGGGCGACGAUUGUGAGAUACAUAUAUGAGCAGCCACUCCCUAACUUGGCUUGAUUUUUCUCAGAUCUCAUACCAAACACAUCACACAAAAUGGCACCUUCAGCAACUUCUCACGCCCCUGACGGCCAAGCUAGCAGCGAUAUCCAUCGCGAUUACAACGAUGAUCGCAAUGCAUCGUCCGAGGACACCCUCUACACAACCACCAAUGGUGUCCCUGUGCCUCACCCCUACGAGGUGCAGCGUGUCGGCGAGAACGGACCUCUCCUUCUGCAGGACUUCCACUUGAUUGAUCUCAUCUCUCACUUCGAUCGCGAGCGUAUUCCCGAGCGUGUUGUUCACGCCAAGGGUGGUGGCGCCCACGGUAUCUACCGCACUACCGACCCUCUGGAUGACCUCUGCAUGGCCGACAUCUUCCAGGCCGGCAAGGAGUGUCCCAUCACGGCCAGAUUCUCGACUGUUGGUGGCGAGUCCGGCUCACACGACUGUGCCAGAGACCCUCGUGGUUUCUCUGUCAAGUUCCGCACCGACGAGGGCAACUGGGAUGUUGUCGCAAACAACACUCCCGUCUUCUUCUUGAGAGACCCCGCCAAGUUUCCUCUCUUCAUCCACACCCAGAAGCGUGAUCCCGCCACCCAUCUGACCCACGCCGAUGACUCGACCAUGUUCUGGGACUACUUGUCUCAGAACCCCGAGUCUGUUCACCAGGUCAUGAUCCUCAUGGGCGACCGCGGUAUUCCUGAGAACUGGCGCAAGAUGCACGGCUACUACGGACACACCACCAAGCUUGUCAACAAGAAGGGUGAGUGGGUCUACGCUCAGAUCCACUUCAAGUCUAAGCAGGGUACUGGCUUCAUCACCCAGGAGGACUCCAACAACUACUCCCCUGAUGCUCACCAGAAGGAUCUGUACAACGCCAUCGAGAACGGCGACUUCCCUAGCUGGGAUGUCAAGGUCCAGACCAUGACUCCCAAGGAGGCCGAGGAUCUGUGGGAGAACCAGAAGAUCAACGUCUUCGAUCUUACCCACGUCUGGCCCCAGGGUCAGUUCCCCCUCCGCAAGGUCGGAGAGUUUACUCUGAACGAGAACGUCAAGAACUACUUCGCCGAGAUUGAGCAGAUUGCCUUUAACCCUGCCCACAACCCUCCCGGUAUUGAGCCUUCAGCCGACCCUGUCCUUCAGUCGCGUCUCUUCUCAUACCCCGACACCCACCGUCACCGCAUCGGUGUCAACUACCAGCAGUUGCCCGUCAACGCUCCCCGCACACCCUACAGAAUGGGCAACUUCAACAGAGAUGGAGGCAUGGCAUUCUACAACCAGGGUUCGCGUCCUGCCUACCUUUCCUCAAUUGAGCCUGUGCAGUUCCGCAAGCGUACUCUCGACCUCGACAGAACCCACGGUCACUUCUCAGGAAAGGCUGUUACCUUCCUUUCUGAAAUUCGUGAGGAGGACUUCAAUGCUCCUCGUGCCCUGUGGGAGAAGGUCUUUGACGAUGGUGCCAAGGAGCGCUUCAUCAAGAACGUCUCCGGUCACAUGAGCACCUGCCGCAAGGAGGAAAUCAUCAAGCGCCAGAUCACCAUCUUCCGCAUGGUUUCCGAGGACCUCGCCAGUCGCCUGGAGAAGGCCACUGGUGUCAAGGGCUACGAAUCCAUCAGAGGAAUGACCUUCAACGGAACCCACAACGGCUUUGCCACCGAUGAGAGUAACAAGUACGCCAACGGCCAGGUUCCCGUCAAGGUCUCCAGCAGCGUGGCUGCCAACAACGGUGCCCCCAGAGCCGGUACCCACGAGGAGUACUACAAGUAAAGAGUACGAGUAAUGUAUAGAUAGCAAAGUUUUUAUGAAUGAACGAAUGAUAUUUUUCAGCUUCAACAAUG